CGCCUUCCGCACCCCGUUCCCUCCCAGGCCCCCGCUGCGGUCCCCACGCCUCUACCCCUACCCCGUAACCCCGCCUCCGCAGCACCCCCGACCCUCCUCCCACCCCGUAACCCCACCCCCGCUGCGCUCCCCACGCCCCCCUCUCCCCCCCCCGCCCGGGUCCCCACCGCCCCGCGGCGGCCCCCUCCCCCUCCCUGGUCCCGCUGCCCCUUUGCGCCCCCCACCCCGGCUGGGCCCCGGGGCCUCUGAAGCCGGACUGCGGGGCCAGGCAUGCUCUCUCCCUCCCGGCCGCCUCCUUGCAGUUCCUUGAGCGUAAGUUCACCGUGACCCCGGCGUUCUUCCCUGGGUGCUUGCCCAAGAGAAAUGAAAACCUGGGUCCACACGGAGAAUCACGCACGGAUGUUCGUAGCAGCCCCAGACUGGAAACGACCCGAAUUUGAGACAGGAGUGCAUAAACCACAGGCGGCUGCGCCUACGGUGGCGCGGGGCUCAGCAAACAAGGGAGAAGCGCCUGCGAACACACACGCUGGACCUCGGAGGCGGUCGGCCCACUGGGCCACACUUCUCGCGAGCCCCGCUGGGUGAUUCCGUUUUUCCAGAGCUGCAGAAAAUGCUUCGCACAGCGUGGAGAGGCGGGGGGAGCCGAGGGGCGCGGUUGCGAGCCCCCCAGAGCUUCCCAAGGCCUCAGAAGCGCUGGGUUGUGCGGACGCGCUCAGGGUGCACACUUGGGUCUGAAGUGUCUCAGUCGUGUACCUGCAGUGUGUGCCACUUCAGUCGUAACGCGGUAUGAAGUUGGAGGACGCGGAGAGCAAACGGGAAAGAAACCCGGAAGGACCAAGAGAGGCCGCUCUUCCGUUCCGACCGAGUCACCAGCACUGGACGCGCCCUCCCCCGGGAAACAGCUGGAAAACUGGACAAAACGUGUGAAACUGUCUGUAGGUUGGGCACCCAGCGGCGCAGGACCGCGAUCUUGGCAAAACAGGAACAAACAAGGUCCUCCGAUUCCAGGGCCGGCCUGUGUCUGGGGAGGAGUGGGAGAAGGUCCCCCCAGGCUGAGACGGGGAAGCUGAAGGACUCCAUACAAAUCUGCUUUUUGCUCCUUUUCCUGCCUCCCUUCUUCUUUUUUUUUUUUCUCUUAACGUUUAUUUAUUUUUGAGAGACAGAGAGAGAGAGAGAGCACGAAUACGGAGGGAGCAGAGAGAGGGGAGACACAGAAUCCUAAGGUGUCAGCACAGAGCUUAAGGUGGGACUGGAACCUCCAGAACCUUGAGAUCAUGACCUCCGUUGAAGCCAGGCCUCUAACCAAUGGAGCCACCCAGGCGCCCCGCUGCUUCUGUUCUUGGUAGGGCCCGCACCCCACUCUACACAUGCCUCAGAAUGCAAACACUGUACAUCCUCCAUGUAAGCAACAAGGAGUUCAUGAUUUCUCUAGAACAGAGAAUGUCUAAGGAAGGACUGGGUGAGAAUGACCUGACGAAGUCAUUACAUGUGUAUUCCAGACAUCAAUGUCAGACCACCAAGUCAGACCUCCAAGCCAAGACCUCCAAGCCAGACCACCAAGCCAGACCUCCAUGCCAAGACUCCAUGCCACGACCACCAAGCCAUAUCUCCAUGCCAAGACCUCCAAGCCAGACCACCAAGCCAGAUCUCCAUGCCAAGACCACCAAGCUAUAUCUCCAUGCCAAGACCUCCAUGCCAAGACCUCCAAGCCAGACCUCCAAGCCAGACCUCCAAGCCAAACCUCCAGGCCAAGACUCCAUGCCAAGACCACCAAGCCAUAUCUCCAUGCCAAGACCUCCAUGCCAAGACCUCCAAGCCAGACCACCAAGCCAGACCUUCAUGCCAAGACCACCAAGCCAGACCUUCAUGCCAAGACCUCCAUGCCAAGACCACCAAACCAGACCACCAAGCCACAUCUCCAUGCCAAGACCUCCAUCCCAAGACCACCAAACCAGACCACCAAGCCACACCUCCAUGCCAAGACCUCCAUGCCAAGACCUCCAUGCCAAGACCUCCAUGCCAAGACCUCCAAGCCAGACCUCCAAGCCAGACCUCCAUGCCAAGACUCCAUGCCAAGACCACCAAGCCAUAUCUCCAUGCCAAGACCUCCAAGCCAGACCACCAAGCCAGACCUCCAUGCCAACACUCCAUGCCAAGACCACCAAGCCAGACCUCCAUGCCAAGACCUCCAUCCCAAGACCUCCAAGCCAGACCUCCAAGCCAGACCUUCAUGCCAAGACCACCAAGCCACACCUCCAAGCCAGACCACCAAGCCAGACCUUCAUGCUAAGACCUCCAUGCCAAGACCACCAAGCCAGACCUCCAUGUCAAGACAUCCAUGCCAAGACCUCCAUGCCAAGACCACCAAGCCAGACCUACAAACCACCAAGCCAGACCUCCAUGCCAAAACCACCAAGCCAGACCUUCAUGCCAGGACCUCGAUGCCAAGAACUCCACGCCAAGACCACCAAACCAGACCACCAAGCCAGACCUCCAUGCCAAGACCUCCAUGCCAAGACCUCCAAGCCAAGACCUCCAAGCCAGACCUCCAUGCCAAGACCUCCAAGCCAAGACCACCAAGCCAGAUCUCCAUGCCAAGACCUCAAUGCCAAGACCACCAAACCAGACCACCAAGCCAGAUCUCCAUGCUGAGACCUCCAUGCCGAGACCUCCAAGCCAAGACCUCCAUGCCAAGACCUCCAAGUUAG
This is a messenger RNA of Neofelis nebulosa (Clouded leopard), 2708 nucleotides long. RefSeq lists its product as uncharacterized. Lineage: Eukaryota; Metazoa; Chordata; Mammalia; Carnivora; Felidae. The transcript is spliced from 3 exons. The record is from RefSeq and is a predicted model, not a curated record. Bases 1506 to 2708 code for a protein of 400 amino acids.